Trichoderma atroviride IMI 206040 is the source of this 1827-nucleotide messenger RNA. RefSeq lists its product as uncharacterized. NCBI's taxonomy places the organism in Eukaryota, Fungi, Ascomycota, Sordariomycetes, Hypocreales, Hypocreaceae. The record is from RefSeq and is a predicted model, not a curated record.
AUGACUCAGGAAAAGCCCCAUGUCCGUAUUGGCAAUGUCUCUGGCGCAACUGGCGAUCACCCACACGCCAUGGCGCGCAUGGUUCGCUCCGGCAAUGUUCAUGUAAUCACCGGUGAUUGGCUGUCCGAGAUGAACAUUGCCUGGAACGCCAUCACGAAGCAGGAAGUGGACGAGAAUCUGGGCUACGAGGAUGGCUUCUAUCAGCAGCUAGAAGAGUGCAUCGACGACAUUGUUGCAAAGGAUAUCCGCGUUGUGACCAAUGCUGGUGCUCUUAAUGUUAUGAGCUUGUACAACAAAGUGAAGCGUCUUUGCGAAGAACGGGGACAUGACUGUGUCAUUGCGGCUGUUCUGGGAGAUGAUAUUACGGAUUUGCUUGUGGAUAAAGCUUCAGGCAAGAAAAACACAGGCUUUAAACAUUUGGAUCAUCCAGAAAUGUCGCUUGAUGAUUGGAAGUUUACGCCUUGUACUGGAAAUGCCUACAUUGGCAGCUGGGGCAUAACGGCAGCUCUUCGGGCUGGUGCGAAUAUUGUGCUUUGCGGGAGAUGCACGGAUGCCUCGCCGGUUAUGGGAGCUGCAGCCUGGUACUAUGGAUGGAAGGAAGACAGUUUUGAUGAACUGGCUGGUUCACUGCUGGCUGCUCACUUGAUUGAGUGUGGCCCAUAUGUCGUUGGAGCAAACUUUUCAGGCUUCAAGGACUUUCUCUCUGACUUGGUGGAUCUUGCAUUUCCUGUGGCUGAGAUUGAUUCCAAAGGAGGCAGCGUUAUUACACGGACGGCAGAGGGAGGAGGCCAUGUAACAGAGGGAACGGUAACUGCGCAGUUGCUCUAUGAGCUGCAAGGUCAUCUUUAUCUGAACCCAGACGUCGUUGCCGAUCUGUCUGCUGUUUCGGUCAAGCAACAGGGGACGGAUCGUGUAAGAGUUACAGGGGUCAAAGGCUUGCCUCCACCGGCUACGACCAAGGCCAUGAUUGCUGGCAAGGGGGGCUACCAAGCAGAGGCAACUUUCUACAUAAACGGCCUUGAUGUGGCGGAAAAGGCUACAAUGAUGAAGAACCAGCUCUCUCAUAUUUUCCAAGACAGCCGAUUCAGCAAACUCAGCAUUGAGCUGUAUGGGACGCAAGCGGAGAAUCCUUCAUCCCAGCAGGCGGGCACUGUGUCGUUGAGAGUCUUUGCACAAGCACGAAGAAAGGAGGACAUUGAUGAAUUGAGGUUCAAAAUCCCGUUGUAUGCGUUGCGGAUGCAGAGUUACCCUGGAUAUCACAUGAAUCUCGACUUUCGGACAAUGGCGCCGCGGCCGUUUAUGGAGAUGUUUCCAGCGUUGAUGCCCGUCGCACUCAUAGAUCAUCGCGUCCAAAUCAGCACUGGAGAGGUUAUCAAGGUCGACCAACCCAAAGUUACAGCGACGUAUCCCAUUGUCCGACCAUCGGCAGAUACGGCAGAGCCUGUAGAUCUUUUGUCUUUUGGACCAACGGAAUUUGCGCCUCUUGGCAGCAUCGUCCACGCAAGAUCGGGCGAUAAAGGCGAUAACUCGAAUGUGGGAUUCUUUGUUCGCGAUGCUUCGGAAUAUCCUUGGCUGAGGACUCUAUUAAGCGUCGACAAGCUGAAACAGCUACUGGGAGAUGAUUGGCACAGCGGCAAUCCGAAUAGGAGGGUGGAGAGAAUAGAGUUUCCCACCAUCAAUGCCGUGCACUUUCGGAUACUUGACAAUCUCAACGGAGGCAUAGCGUCGUCUGACAGGAUUGAUGGACUAGGCAAGGGCGUUGCGGAAUAUUUGCGAAGCAAGUAUGUGGAUGUACCUAAGAUCUUCUUAGAGAAAGGUCGCAUAUGA